AUGAGCCGAGGACGGGGCCGCGGCCGCGUGCGCUUCGGCGGCAGCCGGGACUCGAUGCUGGCGGACAUCAUGGACGAGACGCGCGAGGACCUGGGCCUCUCGCACACGCAGAUGGAGCUGCUGCACGCGGAGACUGGCGGGGCUCUGUAUCCGCCCAUGGAGCUGCCGCAGCCUGAGGCGCUGGCCGACAAAGAGGCCUACUUGAUCCAGAGGCAGCGCAUCCUCGCGCACAAGCUCGAGAGCCUGUACCACCCGUGGGAAGCCGACCCUGCAGGCCCCGACGCCGGCCGCAACGCCACCGACCCAGCAGCCUUCGUGCACGUGACGGUGCCCGAUAUGCAGAAGGCCAAUGAGGUCUACGUGCCGGAGGAGCUGCGCGCCAAUUCGCUCAGUGGACUGCGCACGCCGGCGGCCGGCGGCGCCGCCAACCGCGGCAUCAUGCAGCCGCGUGCGUUCGAGAACGUGUUCAAGUCGCUUGAAGCUCAGGAGAAGAAAAUCGCCGCGGACAAGGCCAAGGCAGCAGAACAGGAGGCGGAUGACGGCGAUAUGGACGACGCGGAGGAGGACCUGGGCGACGACAUGAACGACUACACCUUCGACUACUACGACAGCGACGCCGUGAGCAACGACGGCGACGAGGAGGUCUUUUUCUAG
Messenger RNA from Phytophthora sojae, 654 nucleotides. RefSeq lists its product as hypothetical. Lineage: Eukaryota; Oomycota; Peronosporomycetes; Peronosporales; Peronosporaceae. The coding region runs from base 1 to 654 and encodes 217 amino acids. The transcript has 2 exons. The record is from RefSeq and is a predicted model, not a curated record.